Molecule: messenger RNA, 216 nt
Organism: Penicillium mononematosum
Lineage: Eukaryota; Fungi; Ascomycota; Eurotiomycetes; Eurotiales; Aspergillaceae
Exons: 2
Coding region: 1-216 (71 amino acids)
Source: RefSeq, a predicted model, not a curated record
AUGCUGGAUGCGGGCAUGGAAUGGCAAAACGAUGCCGUUGGUCACGAGAGGAUAGAGAGGGCGGGUUUGUAUGGUCAUACCUAUGAGGUGUCCAAGGCAUCCCGCAUAACAAGGUAUGAUAUGGAUGCCGACGGGCCUGUCAACAUCAAUUGGGGGACAACCUACCCACAUUUUCUUCUGAUAUUCCGCAGUUGUCUGUCGUCUGCUCAGAUGUAG